This is a messenger RNA of Vombatus ursinus (common wombat), 915 nucleotides long. RefSeq names its product interleukin 24 (gene IL24). The coding region runs from base 92 to 634 and encodes 180 amino acids. Gene Ontology annotation, cellular component: extracellular region. The record is from RefSeq and is a predicted model, not a curated record. NCBI's taxonomy places the organism in Eukaryota, Metazoa, Chordata, Mammalia, Diprotodontia, Vombatidae. The transcript is spliced from 6 exons.
AGAGCCUCUGUCUCAGAGGUAGGCACCAAGCUUUCAAGUUCCUUCCCCUGAAUCCAAGGAGUAAUUCAUUCCUGUACAGCGGUAGGAAGGAAUGCAGAUGGCUGUCUUCUCUUCUUCCCUGUUUCUGUUCAUCUUUGUCUGGAGCACAGAGCUGGGAGCUGAGGGUCAAGAAUUCCACUUUGGACACUGUUGGGUACAACGGGGAACUCUUCAAGACUUACGGAGGGCCUUCCAGUCUUUAAGGAGCACUGUGCAAGCCCUGGACCACAACACAGACAUCCGGCUGCUGCGGCAGGAGUUUCUCCGGAAUGCCUCGUUGGCUGAAAUCUGUCACCUCAACUACUCCCUGCUGAAUUUUUAUUUGAGCAACAUUUUCAAUAAGUACCACACAAAGGCAGAGGAACUUGGGAUCUUGACACCAUUCACUACUUUGGCCAACAACUUCUUUGCCAUCCUGAAGAAACUUCAGCGUUGUAAGGAAAGAGGGAUGUUUUCUUUAAGCGAGAGUUCCCAAAGGAAGUUUCAGCUAUUCCAGCAAGAAUUUACAAAGUUGAACCCAGAAGUGAGGCUGACAAAGGCCUUGGGAGAAGUGGACAUUCUCUUAGCCUGGAUGGAGAAAGCCUUUCGGCCAUGAUGCUGCAGCCCACCUGCUAUCCAAAAUUCCCCACCAUUUCAAUCAUGUGCCACGUCCUGUGACUUUUCUAUGUGUCAUUUCUUCCUGCCAGCGAUGUUGCUCUGUGCUGAGGCUGCUCCCAGCCUCUCUACAUUCCCUUUUUAGUAGUCACAAUUCAGCCACUCUACUCAGGGAGGCUACACUAAGUUGCUGUGAAUAAUUCUCAAAGCGGAUGACAAAAUGCUGGCUAGUUGUAAACUGUAUUUAUUCCAAAUGUAUUUAAUAAUUUAUUUUUAUUUAUA